This is a messenger RNA of Capsella rubella, 2416 nucleotides long. RefSeq lists its product as uncharacterized. Lineage: Eukaryota; Viridiplantae; Streptophyta; Magnoliopsida; Brassicales; Brassicaceae. The transcript has 14 exons. Bases 215 to 2296 code for a protein of 693 amino acids. The record is from RefSeq and is a predicted model, not a curated record.
GGGUCGUCGUCUUGCUCUGCGUCUCUUCAGCGUCAAACAUUUCAACCAUCUCCCUUCCUUUUAAACCUUUCAUCAUCCUCUAGUUUCUUGAAAUCGUGUGUUUUUUUUUUGAUUCAUCAUCUCUGUCUACACUUCUUCAUCUAAAAUCUUCUAGGGUUUACUCACUUUUCCGAUAAACCCUAGUUUUAGUGAAUCUUCGUUUAGCUUCGUAGUAAUGGAGACCGCUUCGAGCGUAGCUGCGACUCGUGGCGGUUCUCUUCAGAAUCCGCCGCUGACUCCGUCUAGGAAAGAGUGGCGCGCCGUUUCAGAUUCUCAUAACGUUGGAAACUCCACUGACUAUGAUUUGGAACAGUUGAAGCUAAACCAGACUGAUGAGAGAACCAUAUAUGAGAAUGGAAGAGAGCCGGUUGAUUUGGGUUACUAUUCGAUUACUAUGGAUGGUGAGCUGUUGCAGCAGCAAAUUCAUAACAUUUCUAAACAGAAAGGUGAACUGCAGCAGAUGGAGAUUGAGCUUCGAGCUCAAAUGAUGGCAAUGGAAAUCAAGAGAAACUUUGAAUCUCAAUCCACAGAGUAUGCUAAUGCUGCUGCUAGAAUGCAGGAGCAACUUCAUGAGAAGGAGAGAUCCAUUCGGGAGAUGGAGAGAAGGAUAGAAGAGAAGGACAGAGAGCUGCAUGCGAUUAAGCUGGAUAACGAAGCGGCCUGGGCGAAAGAGGGUCUCCUAAGAGAACAAAACAAAGAACUUGCCACUCUCAGAAGAGAGCGUGAGCACUCUGAAGCUGAGAGGUCUCAAAAUAUACAUAAAUUAUCUGAACUACAGGAGCAUAUCCAAGAGAAAGAGAGCCAACUCAAUGAAUUAAAGGAACAACAUAGGAUUGCUCAAGAAACUAUCUUGUACAAAGAUGAGCAAUUGAGAGAAGCACAAGGUUGGAUUACCCGUGCACAAGAGAUGGAUGCUUUACAAUCUUCUACAAAUCACUCAUUGCAGGCUGAACUGCGAGAACGUACUGAGCAGUACAACCAGCUCUGGCUUGGUUGUCAAAGACAGUUUAUGGAGAUGGAGAGAGUGCAGUCACAUACAGUGCAACAGCUUCAGCUUGAGCUUGCCAAUGUAAGGGAAGGAGGUGUCUCCAAAACAAAUUCCAAUGGUUCCUCUCAGGUUAUCCAGAACAGUGGGAACCAAUUUGAGGCUCAUGGAAACAACUCAGAAAAUGCAAAUGUUAUUGCCCAUUCAAAUGGAAAAAGCGCAGAUAAAAUAUCAUCUUUUACUUCAAGUGAUGAUAGGGCUACCCAGGUACAUAACAACCGUGUUGAUGGUGUAUCAACUUCUCAUCUUGGGAUGCAUGGGUACUCUCAAGCGGGUCAAUCUCCUCUGCACUCUCUUAUCAUGCAUCAACAAGAAAUGCCUCAGCUUGUUCAGCCUCAGGGACCUUCACCUCAUGUUGUACAAUCAGUGUUGCUGCAGCAAAAGGCUGUACCACAUAGCUCACAGAUGCCUAUGCAGAAUCAUGUGCAUCCAUCUCAAGGUGUUCAUGGCUUGAUAAGUUCUGAUGCGAAGAGUGAUUACCCAGUGCCAGCCAAUGGACAGUCUCUUCACCAAGGGUAUGGAGAUCUUCAAGAAGCACAAUAUGGAUCUCCUACACCGGCGUCCUCUGUGAAUGAACAGGCAGUUAAAUCUGGCAAUGGAGAUUAUCUUGGACCCAAUCACUCAGAGAAUAACUUUCAAGACAUUUCUUCACAGUUCCGCGAUGCCCUAAGGAUAGACUCCAAUGCCCUAAAUCAGAGACCUGAGGAGACUAAUAGUCAGGUUUCUCCUGGUAAACAUAAUGGUGCUGGAUCCAUCAUGCCUGAGACUCUAGUCUCAUCCGGGAAAGCUGAGAGGAACUUAGAGAGUGCUCUCCUUGAUGAAAGGUCCCUUUUGACAUGCAUCCUCCGUACCAUACCAGCUGGUGGGAGAAUCAGAAUCAGUUCAACGCUUCCAAACCGUUUGGGAAAAAUGUUAGCGCCUCUGCACUGGCAUGAUUACCGUAAAAAGUACGGGAAGUUGGACGAUUUUGUUGCUAGCCACCUCGAGUUAUUUGUGAUAGAGGACGACUACAUCCAAGUUAGAGAUGGUGCACAGAAUAUUGUAGCAGCUUCAGCAGCAGCAGCUAAAGUGGCAGCAGCAGCUGCAGCGUCGUCAACUCCAAACUCCAUCUAUGUGGCUAUGACUCCUAUGGCUCAGUCUCAAGGGCUAAAAAAGAAUGACAAAACAGUCCAAAGAGGUAGGCAAAGCUCUGAUUACAUGGUGAAGCAAUAAGGGAAUGCUUCAAAUUAAAGGACGCUCUUGUUAUCCUUAUCGUCAAGCAAGUGAUUACUCUGAGAAAUAUGAAAAGGCAUAGAAAAAAUGAAUUUGCCAUUAUCUCUCAUCUUAUUUCUA